AUGUUCCAGUUAGUAAUAUAUAUGGGAGUCAUUUUACAUUGAACAGUAAUUUGAGCAUUCAUGUUCUCGUUAUUGUGUCGUAAUCCAAUAGUUUCUGACUUGUAAAUUCUCCUGAAAUGUGAGGUUGCCUCUUGAAUAUCAAGUCAUGUCAGCAAUGAUUACUCGAGAAUUCUACAAUGUCAAACAUGCGGAUAUUUCCCUCUACAAUUCAUAGUUUGUCAGCUAAUUUUAGACUAUUAUCGAGUAGUCUGGUGGUGAAACAUCAUGCAAAUCCUGCGAGGAAAUGCAGUGAGUGAAACAACUUCAUCUAAUCGAACAAGAUAACAGCGUUGAACUUUGAGAAUGUGAACACUGUGGAUAUGUGGAAAUCGACUUUAUCAUUCCACUCUUCCUAACAGUGGAAAGCUGAAUUCCCACGUCAUAUUUCUCAGUCAGACAGAGUAUCCACAUUGGCCAGGUGAUCGUUGUGCGAGUCUAGUCAGUUUCUGUCUGUGACAGUCGACGCCUGAAUGAGGCUUGAUAGCUUGGAUUCUCGAGUUGAAGAAGGAUUACUUCUUGUGAGUAGGAGUGAGUGAGAGGAUAUUUCCAGCGGAUUCGUUCUGUAUUUUGAGUGGGAUAUUCUCUUCAAUACGCUAUUCACUGAAUAUAUCAACCAGCAUUAUUCAGUCUUCUAAAAUGGGAAACAUGCUGGAACACAUAUUCUCUGUACCAUUCAUUCUUGCAACUGAAUAAGCCAUAUCAUUCAGUCAAGCCUAAUUCAAUGAAUUUCUGCCCCACUUUGUUGUUUUGAAGAGGCGGAUCGUAUUUUUCGAGAAAUUAAAAAAAUAGAAUCUAACAACCACCUUUUCGACGCUUUCAUGGGGACGGUGAAAUAUUUGAUAACCACUGUCGAAGAAGAAAUGCAGAUAUUGCAAGACCGCUUGGAAACACAGGCAGCAGAAAGGAACACAACUAUCGCUGAGUGCAUUUCAGGCAUCAUAAGGAAAGUAAAUCAGUCAUAUGGUGGUUUCUUCGUCAUGCCUGCGAAUAAUACUCUUUGGAUUCAAUCUCUUAUCCAUGGAUCUGUAGUUAAUGCUGGCAGUGGUGAAUCAACCCCAGAUUUGACAGUUUGUGAUAGUCUUCUAUCGGUUGAACGAACUGAAGCAUUAGCUAUUGAAAUUUCCUAUCUCAACCUGUUAUCAGGUUUUUCUCAUGUUAGGUAUCAUGCAAAAAAAGAAUAA
Molecule: messenger RNA, 1220 nt
Organism: Trichobilharzia regenti
Lineage: Eukaryota; Metazoa; Platyhelminthes; Trematoda; Strigeidida; Schistosomatidae
Source: the annotation of a GenBank genome assembly